Molecule: messenger RNA, 2082 nt
Organism: Drosophila kikkawai
Lineage: Eukaryota; Metazoa; Arthropoda; Insecta; Diptera; Drosophilidae
Source: RefSeq, a predicted model, not a curated record
CUUCUGUCGAUCUAGAGCCAUCUCUGGCCGCCCGCCAAAUCACGGCCUUUGAUUUACUGUUGUGGUCGCCACAUUGUUUACCUUGGUGGAUUCGGCGUCCAUGCUGCCCUUCGUCGAGGAGCACGUUCCGGAGCUGCUGCUGCAGCGCUCGCGCAUCGCCUUCAGCUGCAACCUGCACCUGGGGCGCGGCCGGGAGCGGCACAAGGCCACCUCCAGCCUGGUGCUCGCCCGGAACCUCAAGUUCUACGAGUUCCGGCGCAAGGAGCUGCUGCAUCACAUCGAUUUGAGGGGCACACGGCUGCAGCGGUUGGCCGGCAAGCUGGAGAGCUACGCCGGACCCGUGAGCCACUUCCUGCCCAAGGAGCCGGGGUCUGUAAAUGGCCAGGAGCUGGACUGCAGCAUGCUGUCGUCGUCAGAGGAGCUGCCCAUCAAGAUAGGCAAGUACGUGUGGCAGCAGGAUCAGAUCUAUCUGCUGCUGCACUGCUGGCAGCUGCUCCUCGUCCUGCGCCGGCCCAAGGAGCAUGGCUGCAACUUUGAGCUGGUGGCCCAGCACUUGGAUGUGGCCUCCUUCCGCAUGACUGGCGGCCCCAUUCCCUUCCAGGCCUACGUGGAGCUGCAGUUCGCCAGCAGUGGCAAGCGCCUGUGCACGGACUUUCAGGAGCCACCGCUGGACGAGGGCCCCAGUACCUCCAGCAAGGCCAGCGACCCUGCCUCCGCCACGGUUUCCGUGUCGUCGCAGAAGUUUGAGCGCCUGCUGCAGCAGGUGCACAGCGCCCGGGCGGAGCUCUCUAGCCAGCGGGCGCAGACGCAGCAGGACUUUUCCCGCAGCCAGGACCUGCAGACCUUCGGGCCGCCUGGCCAGCGUUCCCUGCUCCUGGAGGAGAAGCAGCUGUUGCGACGCUUCGGCGACGUGUGGACGCGCGUGUGCGGCGACUAUUUGGUCUGCGGCUGCCUGCUGAUUAACAUAGCCGGUGGCCAUCGGCUGAGCAUUGUCCAGGAGCUGCGUCCGCUGGUGCGUCUGGAGCCGCAGUCGCCGAGCCUUACCUUUGAGCACCGCCUCUACGAGCUGCCGCUGCAGGCAGACGGCCAGCCGCCGGAGGAUUACGAGGAGCUGGCCCAGUUCUGGGCAUGUCAGGAGCAGCACAGUCGUCGUCUCAAAUGGAGGCAGGUGGCGAAGGCGGCACAGCUGCCGCCGGAGUGCUCGGCAGUGCUGGUGGUGCGUCUAAGCCUGGCCGACCUCCUGCAGGCGGAGCGGCUUCACCUGAUGGCGGUGUACGAGGUGAGAAGCGGACAGGAGAAGCAGCUGGAGGCGGCGGCCAUUGAGAGCAGGCAGCUGCAUUUAGUUAGUUUGGAUGCGAGAAAGCUGCUUGACGGCAUGGAGGCCCUGGCACCCACAUUUGCGGCCUCCACGCUGCACCAGGACUUUCUGGCCGUGAUCGUUACCCAGAAGGCCAAGAGUUCCCUGCGCCUGGAGUUCCAGACGCCUCAGGACUGCGCGCGGUUCGAGGAGCUGCUGGUGGCCAAGCUGCAGUUCGAGCUGAUCCAGACCCAGGAUCAGGCCUCCCGUCUGCAACUCCUGGAUGCCACCUGCUCGGACAUUGCCUUCCAGUCAUCCUCGGACUCGGCCUUCCUGCAGCGCAUCUUCUACAACCGCCAGCUGCUGUCGCAAUGGUGCGGCAUCCUCUUGCUCCGCGACGAUCCCGGCCAGCAUUGGCACAUCUAUGCGCCCACAGAGCCCCGCCUGCGCCUGCUCCUCCACCGCCUGAUGCGCGACCUCCUGCAUCUGCACUGCAAUCUCACCCAGCUGGAGGUGAGCGAGUACCUUUCCUCGCCAGCGGAUGCUGCUCUCGAGCUGGAGGCGAGUCUCGACGAGGAGCUAAAGGCCUGGCGAGAGAUGCUAAAGGCGGAGAGGCGACUGGGGCCGCUACAACAUAUCCAAGGCCUGCAAAUGGCCAGCGAUGUGCUGGCGGCCACUGUGAUAAGGAGCCAGAAUGCCCGGGAAUAGGUGGCUAGCCAUAAUGUUUAUGAUAUUGCGAUCUCGUCCGACUCCUUUGUUUAAAAAAUAAAAGCUUACAACUUAAA